Messenger RNA from Acanthosepion pharaonis, 1005 nucleotides. Lineage: Eukaryota; Metazoa; Mollusca; Cephalopoda; Sepiida; Sepiidae. The record is from the annotation of a GenBank genome assembly.
AUGUCUGUUGGAAAAAAACCCUACAUUUCUUAUAUCUAUCUAUCUAUCUAUCUAUCUAUCUAUCUAUCUAUCUAUCUAUGUCUGUAUCACAUCAUAUUCUAUCUAUCUAUCUAUCUAUCUAUCUAUCUAUCUAUCUAUCUAUCUAUCUAUCUAUUCUUUCUUUUCUAUCUACCUAUCUAUCUAUCUAUCUAUCUAUCUAUCUAUCUAUCUAUCUAUCUAUUCUUUCUUUCAUAUUCUUUCUUUCUUUCUUUCUUUCUUUCUUUCUUUCUUUCUUUCUUUCUUUCUUUCUACCUUGAUCUCUUAAUAUCUAUCUCGAUAUUCUUUCUUUCUUUCUUUCUUUCUUUCUUUCUUUCUUUCUACCUUGAUCUCUUAAUAUCUAUCUCCAUAUUCUUUCUUUCUUUCUUUCUUUCUUUCUUUAAUAUCUAUCUUAAUAUUCUUCUAUCUAUCUAUCUAUCUAUCUAUCUAUCUAUCUAUCUAUCUAUCUAUCUAUCUAUUCUUUCUUUCUAUCAUAGCAUAUUCUUUCUUUCUUUCUAUCUAAUAUCUAUCUCCAUAUUCUUUCUUUCUUUCUGCCUUGAUCUCUUAAUAUCUAUCUAUUCUAUCUAUCUAUCUAUCUAUCUAUCUAUCUAUCUAUCUAUCUAUCUAUCUAUUCUUUCUUUGUAUCAUAGCAUAUUCUUUCUUUCUUUCUUUCUUUACCUUGAUCUCUUAAAAUCUAUCUCGGUACUAGAGACAAAGAUAGAUCUAUCUAUCUAUCUAUCUAUCUAUCUAUCUAUCUAUCUAUCUAUCUAUCUCAUCAUAUUCUUUCCCCAAACCAAAUCAUAUUCUUUCUUUCUCCUUCCUUCCUAUCUAUCUAUCUAUCUAUCUAUCUAUCUAAUUCUUCUUUUUUCUAUUUAUCCAUCCAUCUGUCUAUUCAUAUUUAUCCAUCGAUGUAUUUUCUAUCUAUCUAUCUAUCUAUCUAUCUAUCUAUCUAUCUAUCUAUCUAUCUAUCUAUCUAUCUAUCUAUUUUAG